This is a messenger RNA of Owenia fusiformis, 775 nucleotides long. NCBI's taxonomy places the organism in Eukaryota, Metazoa, Annelida, Polychaeta, Sabellida, Oweniidae. The record is from the annotation of a GenBank genome assembly.
ACCUCAGAAAGAUGCGACGUUCAGCAGAAGGAGCGUCUUCCCUCUGUAUCUACUCAAAGAAAAGUUCCGUUUCUCUUCGUCAUCAUCCUGUAGCUCAGGUAAUGAAAACUUAUACACGGAUCCCUUGAUUGAUGACACGGGAUUGCAUCGUUUGAUCUUCGUUACAUCCACUUCUCCGUAUACAGCCACCGCCAUUAACUGGAGCACAAAUCCCAGCCUCCAGUUCCAAGCCAUGGCUCUAUCCCUUCUUGAGUUUUACAUCGACUGCCUGAUGAGCUUGUGUAAUCAGAGAAGGUUAGUCUAAGGCAAAGCGCCUUAAAUUACUUUGCAAAUAUGUAUUUACGUACAGUUCAGCUUAAGCGUUGUCGUAUGCUCUGAAACUAAUGAAAUGUUGAUUAAUUUUGCUACAUCGAUUGCUCACUGAAUGGCAAUUAUCAUUUCGAUUAUAAUUUCAAAUGAAUAACGGAUAUAUCCAACAUAUGAUUAAGUUUGUUUUUAAUUAUUCAGAAUGUAUUACUUAUUUUAAUUGAAUCAAUAAUAUACCAGAUGUCAGUAGCUGUUAAUGAUAAAAUACAUUCUAAAAUUAAAUUCUAAUUCAAUUUUCUGUUUUCUAUAUUCUCCCUUUGUUACUACUCGUUGCUGCCAAAUACUUUAUCUAGUCUUCUUGAUUGCAACAAUACUUGAAAUAUCCUUCACCAGGAAUGACUCGAAUGAAUUUAUAGGCCUACAAAUGUUUAUGAAUGCAAUUUCCAAUACACAGGCCGUCGUGCAGAUU